AUGCACGAGCCCAUUCUGCAAACCAAGUCGACACCGCAAGACGUUCGCUACUGGAAUACGCUUGAUGCGUUUGUCAAAAUAUACCAACGCGAGGGCUUGGGUGCAUUUUACCGUGGGCUUUUCGCGAGUCUUCUUGGCAUUACCCACGUCGCUGUGCAAUUUCCGCUGUAUGAAUGGUUUAAAGAGCUUGCGCACAAGUACGAGCAACGCGAUACGCUCGGCCCGGGCACCAUCUUGAUCUGCAGCGGUGGUUCAAAAAUGGUUGCGUCGAUCGCCACAUACCCCCACGAGGUAAUCCGCACGCGGCUCCAGAUGAUCUCCAACUCGACUCAUCGCCAGUAUACAAGUUUCCUCCAAACGGUGCGAUAUAUUUAUAAACAUGAGGGGAUUCGCGGGUUUUACAGAGGCAUGGGCGUAAAUCUCGUGCGGACUGUCCCAAACUCGGGUCUCACGAUCCUUACAUACGAGGUGAUCUUACAUUACUUCGCUACGCACGCAUCUUCUACGUAA
Molecule: messenger RNA, 510 nt
Organism: Malassezia vespertilionis
Lineage: Eukaryota; Fungi; Basidiomycota; Malasseziomycetes; Malasseziales; Malasseziaceae
Exons: 2
Coding region: 1-510 (169 amino acids)
Biological process (GO): NAD transmembrane transport
Molecular function (GO): NAD transmembrane transporter activity
Source: RefSeq, a predicted model, not a curated record